GAAAAUUGCAGACAUCGUUGUUGCACUGCAGAUAUUCCAAAGACCACAGUACUUAUCAGUUCGAGGUCGCAUGAUCAUCGUAUCCUGUAGGUAGAACGAUAUAAUGCACAAUCACCGUAAAAGAAGUCGUCCUGAUGACGCGCGCGACUCGAACCAGCUCGGCGUAGGUAGCACAUUAGCACUAUUGAGGAAUGAACGAGCACAGGAUGGUGAGGACCGGGCGAAUGGAAGUGGCAGAUCUGCAGAGAACGAUGAAGGUGAUUGGCAAAUCGCCGAAAGCAAGCGAGCGAAGAAAAAACGCCGCCGACAGGAUGGAGCCAACGACGACAAUCGGAAUGAAAGGAAGAACGACAACAGCGAGAGCACUGGGAACUCCGGCAACUAUCCCGCCAUCACCCAUUCGGCCAACGCACGCCUACAGAGCUUCGUGAAGGUGUCUGAUUUGCAGAAUCUCGUGUUAUAUCUGCUUGCCGAUGGCACCGCGCCGCAAUGGUGUUCUGUUAGGCAUCACCACAACUUUCGAAAGGUCGUAGUUGUGAUGGUACCCGGUCUAGAAGCUGGCAUGUUUGAUGGAAAGAUCUCUGUCGACGCAGAUGCCGCCGCUCAUUCUGCCGCAUACGAGGAUCAAGAACCGCCCCCGGAAGACUCCCGAAACAGAUCAAAUGUGACGCCGGACGAUUACUACCCAAAACGACUCAAGAAAGAUCGCUUACCAGACCCUUUGCAACCUCUGGCGGAUCUAUUCGACCAUCUAUGGCCAAUCAAGGCACCCGGAGAUGAUAAAUUCGGUAAGAUACAUUCGCCCUUGGCGGGCAUGCUCUCUGCUCCGGUGCCCAAAUCCAAGGAAGACAAGCAGACGAAAGGACCACAAGCCCCGUCAGAAGGGAAGAACUGGCAAAACCGUCGUACAAUUAUCACUGAGCUAUUGGCGACGACCGAUCAGUUAGCCGACGCGGGUUUUCCAUUACAUCCGGCACAUACGGGAAACGACAAAGCUAGGGCAGCUUUGGAGGCUGCAAGUCGCACAGCUUCCAAGAAGACGAGCGCAGACGGCUGGAUCGACUUCCCUGGCAUUGCGAACCUCGCCGAGGGCAGCGCUCGCGAAGAGAACAUCCAAAAAGGCUCGGUGACUGUUGGGCGAAAAGUUUUAACCAUGGACUGUGAGAUGUGCCUCGUGUCGCCACCAGGCGAGACACAGGUCUUCCGUCUGACGCGAGCAACCGUCGUCGAUUGGAAUGGAGAAGUUGUUUUCGACAAAUUAGUCAAGCCGACUGAGCCGAUCACCGACUAUCUCACACCAUAUUCUGGCAUCACGGCCGCCAAGUUGGAGGGUGUCACAACUACACUGGCCGACAUUCAAAAAGAUCUCAUCGAAUUGAUCACACCUCAGACCAUCCUCGUCGGCCACUCUCUAGACAGUGAUCUCAACGCUUUACAGAUGACCUUCCCAUUCAUCAUCGAUACCACUCUUCUAUACCCACAUCCGCGAGGACCUCCUCUCAAGUCAUCCUUGAAAUGGCUUGCACAGAAGUACCUCAGCCGCGAGAUUCAAAAAGGCCAUGGUUCAACCGGACAUGACAGCGUUGAAGAUGCGCGCGCAACCCUUGAUCUUGUGAAGCAGAAAUGCGAAAAGGGCAAGGCUUGGGGUACACCCGACGCACACUCUGAAAGCAUCUUCACACGAUUGGGUCGCCACCACCGUCCACGACGUGACAAAUUACAUCCUCAUGCCGAUGAAGAGCCUCGACUAGGCGCCGUCGUAGACUGGGGUGAUCCCCGACGUGGCUAUGGCUCAGCUGCGGGAGUCGUUAUUGGAGCAGAAUCCGACGCAGAAGUGGUCGCUGGAAUGUGCCGCGCCAUCAAAGGCGACGCGAUAACUCCAGCAUCGAACGAAACUCCUACUACUGGCUCGGACGUACCUCCCGGAGGCUGCGACUUCAUCUGGGCGCGACUCCGCGAACUCGAAGCUCACCGCGGCUGGUGGAAUCGCACCAAGGCCGCGGACACCGAAACACUCCGCAGCCAAGCCACAACCAACAUGACCACAGUCCCACUCUCGACGCCUCUCACCGCGCUCACAGCUCACCUCACCGCGAUCCACGCCGCGCUGCCGCCAGCCUCGGUGUUGAUCGUGUACAGCGGGACGGGCGAUCCGCGGCCGUUGGCACGCAUGCAGGAGCUGCAGAAGCGGUUCAAGGAGGAGUACAAGGUGAAGAAAUGGGACGAUUUGAGCGUGCGAUGGACGGAUGUGGAGGAGAGAAAGUUGCGCGCGGCGUGUGAGGUCGCGAGAAAGGGCAUCGGCUUUAUCACGGUGACGUGAAAGAUGUGGAGGGCCCUGAGCUCGCUCGUGUGCGACUAAUGCUUUGGUUGCGAUAAUCGCUCAAGGUCAUCAAUACGCCAUAAUGUCAGCAACGGGUAAUGAGCUGUGUGCCCUGUCGCUCUUUACGAUGGCAUUUGUUUUGCUCGUCACUCAAAUGUAGAGAGACAACGAAGCGUUCGUUGGCCUGCGAGUCCUGGCAAAAUGCCGAGUCAUCAUCCACGGAAAGUUGAGAUGCACGAGCAUAGAAUAUCACAGUUCGUAUUCAACGCAAUUCAGCAGUCCUGACAGCGGCAGAUAUAUAUAACGCAAUGCAUCGUGUGUGAACAUUUCUUCUUAAUGCUGGUGACAAUUGUGCAUGUGCUCAUAAGAUGCCGUCCAUCAAGCGAGUCAAAGUUGAAUGGCACAUACUCCCAAACUCCCAAAUUCAGCACAGCCCUGUACAUGAUCUCAUACCUAGCUAUGCUCGUCCU
Dissoconium aciculare CBS 342.82 is the source of this 2790-nucleotide messenger RNA. RefSeq lists its product as uncharacterized. The transcript has 2 exons. NCBI's taxonomy places the organism in Eukaryota, Fungi, Ascomycota, Dothideomycetes, Mycosphaerellales, Dissoconiaceae. The record is from RefSeq and is a predicted model, not a curated record. Gene Ontology annotation, molecular function: nucleic acid binding; exonuclease activity. Bases 104 to 2320 code for a protein of 738 amino acids. Gene Ontology annotation, cellular component: nucleus.